CAUGGCUCUCACAAUGCACAAAGGCCUACUUUCGACUCGCCUCUAUCGCGGCGAAUAUUUUAUUCCAAUACACGUGACGUCUAGCUCCCUGAAACCCUUUUACCAAACUCUUGUUCAAAUUGAUAAACUUGUGCGCUCGUUACAAUCGUCGGCUAUCGAACUUCUCGACAUUCAAUCCGGAUCUAGCCGACUUGCUUCCUGCUUCCUCAUGCUACACUGUCUGUCGGAGAACGGCAUCCAUCAUCUGACAUGCUUCUGGGCCAUAUUUUGUCAGCCAUUCACCCCGGUCAGCUUAACUGAACGCCGAGGCUUCCUGGAAGACGGAUGCCUGGGAGUUUUGUCCUUGCUCGUGGUUCUAGCGAGUUCGUUCUUGCUAGUAGCGGCGGAAUCCCCACUUCAGCUGUUCCCUAAAAUAGCUGAUGAUAUACCCUCAAUCGACUCGUUCUCGCAAGGAUUUACAGACAUCACUGCACAAUACUUCAGAACUACAUGGACGAGGGAUUUGAACGCUACCGAAACCAUCGUACCCUUCGACGACGGGGGAGGCGAUGUAUUAUCCGAUGAAGGUUCCGAAAAGUCUACGGGGCUAUUAGAGAGACAGACGAGAUGUGUGAACCCUGGUUAUGUGCCUGUAAGCCAGGCUAUUGCUCCCGUCCCGAUCAUUAUUGUUGUUCUACGGGUCUAUAUUCUUGUCCCUACGGAACUACAUGCUGUGGUAAUGGGUAUGGGUACACUUGUUGUUCUAGCAACCGAGGUUCAUGUCCCGGGAAUUCCUGCUGUGGGAGUGGUUGCUGCUCGGACGGGAGUCGUGCAUGCCCUUCGGGAGGAGCUUGUUGUGGAAGCUCGAGGUGUGCACCUUCAGGUGGAUCGUGUUGCGGUUCUGGGGCAUGCAGCCGUGGAGAAACUUGUUGUAACGGGCAAGGCUGCGCAUAUGAGGGGUACACGUGCUGUGGAACCAAACAAUGCAAGCCAGGAUACAAGUGCUGUGAUGGGAGAAGUUGUGCACCUUCUAAUGGAGUGUGCUGUGGCAACGGUGCUUGUAGUGCCGGGAAGGCGUGCUGUAAUGG
Molecule: messenger RNA, 1067 nt
Organism: Acaulospora colombiana
Lineage: Eukaryota; Fungi; Glomeromycota; Glomeromycetes; Diversisporales; Acaulosporaceae
Source: the annotation of a GenBank genome assembly